AUGCUGUUAGAAUACAGUGUCGAAAAACCUCUCAACCGAGAGCCACCUGUCGAAGAGCUUGUGAAGUCAUUUAUCACCAAAGCGAGCACUGCGUACGAUAGGAAUCAUGGACCUCUUCCCCAUAUCAAUGCCGACAGUCACUAUGUUCGUCUUGAUGGCGCAGUUUCCAAUGUCCUCGAGCUUUCGAUUGCUUCACUCAGAAAUGAUUUUAAACAAUACGAAGUGAUUUCCGCUCUUCAGUGCGCUGGAAAUCGUCGCCACACAAUGCGCACCGAGCUGAAAGAAGUCGAUGGGAUUGACUGGAACGAUGGUGCCGUAUGUAACUGCACAUGGGGUGGACCGCUCCUGGCCGAUGUUCUCACCAAAGCUGGGGUUACCAUCGAGGGUGAUGCCCAUGUCGCGUUUUCAUGUAUGCAAACAGAUUGCCAAGAGGAUAGGUAUUACGGUAGCUCUAUAUCGCUCGCGCGAUGCAUGGAUCCCAAAAGUAGGGUUAUGCUAGCCUUAGAUAUGAAUGGCUCUCCACUCAACAUAAAUCACGGUGCACCUGUUCGUAUAGUUAUGCCAGGUAUCCCUGGUGCGCGUUGGACAAAAUGGCUUGAUCGUAUCACAGUCCAGCGCCAGGAAAGCAAUAAUUUCUAUAUGCAACAUGACUACAAGAUUCUCCCCCCAUUUAUUGAAACUCGAGCGCAAGCUAAGUCGUACUGGCACUUGGUUCCGCCACUUCAAUCAAUGCCAAUCAACUCUGUCAUUGCAUAUCCGGCACGCAACGAAGUCAUUAAACUCGAUAAUCUCAUCAACGGAGAACUUGAAGUAGCUGGAUAUGCACUCCCUGAUGGUGACAGUGGACCAGUGGUGAAAGUCGAAAUAUCAAUAGACCAAGGCAAGAGUUGGAAGGAAGCAAAAAUCAUGUAUCCCGACGCUGCUGAAGUUGCGGAGGACGACGGAGUGGAUAAAUAUAAAUGGGGUUGGUCAAUUUGGAAGUACCGAAUGAACGCCGAUGAUACAAGGCGUAUAAAGAAGGACACUAAAAUUUGGUCAAGAGCGCUCGAUAGAGGUGGAAACCUACAAAAGGGGGAUAUCGAGUGGAACUUGAGAGGAGUAGGUUAUAACGGAUAUGGUGAAGUGAAAGGGCUAGAGGUGAUCGAUCACGCCAUCAGUGAAUGUGAAGAACCUACAAGAAGGAUGGCAGAGCUAAGCGUGAGUGCUUAA
Molecule: messenger RNA, 1209 nt
Organism: Morchella importuna
Lineage: Eukaryota; Fungi; Ascomycota; Pezizomycetes; Pezizales; Morchellaceae
Exons: 5
Coding region: 1-1209 (402 amino acids)
Cellular component (GO): mitochondrion
Molecular function (GO): molybdenum ion binding; oxidoreductase activity
Source: RefSeq, a predicted model, not a curated record